Molecule: messenger RNA, 922 nt
Organism: Athalia rosae (coleseed sawfly)
Lineage: Eukaryota; Metazoa; Arthropoda; Insecta; Hymenoptera; Athaliidae
Exons: 2
Coding region: 54-737 (227 amino acids)
Molecular function (GO): N-acetyltransferase activity
Source: RefSeq, a predicted model, not a curated record
GAGGUGAACAAUAUUUCACGCGAUUAGCCCGAUCGAAAGACCACGAAGCCGUGAUGUGCGUGAUGCGCGACACUUACCUAAAGUUCGAACCUUCGAUCGUGAACUUGGGACUUCCCGGGCAAGACCUCUCCCUCCUGGACCAAAUAAUACGCAAAGGAAUGAAGGAGGGUAUGACGAUCGUCGCUCUUCGUCGGAACGACGAGAGGGUCGUUGGCGCGGCGAUCAACACCGGUUCUUGUCCAUGGGACCCUCGAAACCUCGUGUGUCUCGCCGAUCGGUGUCAGUGCGAAUCGAUUCAGAAUCUAUUGAAGUUUUACGCCCACGUAACCGCUUCACCCGACUUGUGGAAAGAAUAUUGCGUUCCAAAGAUAUUCGAAUGCACUUACCUUUCGGUUUCAAACGAGUGUCAAGGUCAAGGAUUGGCCAAAAGGCUCGUUCGGGACAGCUGGCUACUAGCGAGGGAUUGUGGGUACAGAUUGUUCAGGAUCGACUGCACGAGCAGGUACACGGCCAAAAUAGCGAAGAGUUUCGGUUGGAGAUGCGUCUGGAGUAUCCCUUACCAAAAAUACAUGGCCGACGGUAAGCAGGUCUUCCGGCACAUCCGAGCACCCCAUACGAUAGUCGAGGUGUACGUGGACCAGAUAAGAUUUCGCAAGGAUUAUUGCCGACCCUACCCGGUCUGCAGGAAACGAAAGAAGAAAAUUACGACGCCUGAGAUACGAUCGGCGGAUAGGUAAUCGCCUGUAAGACACCUCCUCGCGAUCGUUUUUCUAUUUCCCUCGUCCGUAUGAAUAAAUAAUUCCGAUGCGAAGCGACGGAUAGGUUCAAGUUCAGAUUUUGAAACGUUCUACAUGUGUUCACGUGCGAGGGCACAGGUGGUUAUCAAACUUCACAUCUUCGGGUUGCAAUUAGAGCGACCAGA